AUCUUCUUUGAUCUUCUUUUCCCGCUGUAAAAUUCUCCAUUUCUUCCGGGUACUUCAGUACCCCUACCCCUCACGCAAUCCUCGCUUCAGAUCGCCGGGAAAUGACCUCCGACGGGGCUACUUCUGCCUCCACUUGCCGCCGGAAGCCGUCAUGGAGGGAGCGGGAGAAUAAUCGAACCAGAGAGCGGCGGAGGAGAGCUAUUGCGGCCAAGAUUUAUGCCGGCCUUAGGGCUCAGGGCAACUUCAACUUGCCUAAACAUUGUGACAAUAACGAGGUCCUUAAAGCCCUCUGUGCUGAUGCUGGUUGGACUGUCGAAGAUGAUGGAACCACUUAUCGGAAGGGAUGCAAGCCACCUCCAAUGAACAUUGUUGGUACUUCCACUAGAAUCACGCCCUACUCUUCCCAAAAUCCAAGCCCAUUGUCUUCUUCAUUCCCUAGCCCUAUGGCAUCCUACCAAGUCAGCCCCUCCUCCUCCUCCUUUCCGAGCCCGUCCCGUCUGGACGCCGACAAUCCAUCGAACCUCAUUCCGUAUCUUCGCCAAGCAAUUCCCAGAUCACUUCCUCCUCUUAGAAUCUCAAACAGUGCUCCUGUGACCCCUCCCCUUUCAUCCCCAGCCUCAAGAACUCCACAGCCAUUCCUCAAUUGGGAGGUCACUGCAAAGGAAUCCUUCUCCUCCUUGAACUACCCUUUCUUUGCAGUAUCUGCCCCUGCUAGCCCAACUCGCCCUCAGCUGCAUACUCCCACCACGAUCCACGAAUGUGAUGAGUCUGAAUCAUCCACCAACGCUUCCAAUCAAUGGGCAUUUCUCCAUGCCUAUCCCCAAUCCACAUUGACAAUGCCAACGUCUCCCACAUUCAACCUUGUGAAGCCUGCUGACCAGCAUGAUCUGCAGGGAGGCUUCAUCAAGGAAAAUGGAAGAGGAAGUGAAUUCGAGUUCUUGGGCCGUAAGGUUAAGCCUUGGGAAGGGGAGAAGAUCCAUGAAGUCGGAUUGGAGGAUUUGGAACUCACACUUGGUAGUAGCAGUAAGGCUUGAAGCUAAGAAUACAGCCAAUCCAAAGAAGAAACGAUCUACGAAAACAUAACAAUAUAUUAAAAUCUUUACUUUAUAGAGCUUCAUCUAUGACGGAGGGAGCUUCAUUCACUUCAUUUCAGGAUUGUGGUGGGGUGGGGGCCAUGAGAGCAGGUUGGCUAUGUUUAUGGCAGAGCCCGACAAGCUUCAUAUUCAACCACACGCCUUGAAUGAAUUCAUUUGAAAAUGUAAUAAAAGACAAGAAAGUUUUGUCCUUAGAGAGAUUUCCACACCAAGGAAUGUUUCGUUUCUCUCUCCAACCGAUAGUAGGCCUAUCUAGCCGAGAAAAACACUAAUUAGGUCACUCGAUCCAGAAAUCAAAGGAUUGUAUUUCUUAUGUAGGCCUAUCUAGUUUAGUUGAUAGAACGCAAGACUCUUAACCUCGUGGUCGUGGGUUUGAGCCCCAUUGUAGGCCUAGCUCUAGAGCGUAAGGCUCAUAACAUUGUUGUUGUGGGUUUCAGCCCAUUCAUUUUUGUAUACAUUAAUUAGAUCACUCG
This is a messenger RNA of Cucurbita pepo subsp. pepo (vegetable marrow), 1567 nucleotides long. RefSeq names its product protein BRASSINAZOLE-RESISTANT 1-like. Lineage: Eukaryota; Viridiplantae; Streptophyta; Magnoliopsida; Cucurbitales; Cucurbitaceae. Gene Ontology annotation, biological process: brassinosteroid mediated signaling pathway; DNA-templated transcription. The record is from RefSeq and is a predicted model, not a curated record. Gene Ontology annotation, molecular function: DNA-binding transcription factor activity.